Mesocricetus auratus (golden hamster) is the source of this 3763-nucleotide messenger RNA. It is a transcript of the gene Septin9, whose product is annotated as septin 9. Gene Ontology annotation, molecular function: GTP binding; molecular adaptor activity; GTPase activity. Gene Ontology annotation, cellular component: septin complex; septin ring; microtubule cytoskeleton. Gene Ontology annotation, biological process: cytoskeleton-dependent cytokinesis. NCBI's taxonomy places the organism in Eukaryota, Metazoa, Chordata, Mammalia, Rodentia, Cricetidae. The coding region runs from base 333 to 2033 and encodes 566 amino acids. The transcript is spliced from 11 exons. The record is from RefSeq and is a predicted model, not a curated record.
GAGAGGACCCAGGGACGCCGUAGGAUCCCAUCGCCCCCCCCCCCCCAUUUUUCAGUUUCUCUCCUUGUGCUCCCUGUUUCCCCCCUGUGUGGCAGAGACAAUGCUACUUCAGUUCGGAGCAGAGACAUAUGACCAACACAUGGAAAUGUGGUAAUUUGGAUCUGUUCGUGAUUGCAACAGAUUGAAGAAAUUAGACCAGACAAAGAGUGUUUUUAGAGGAAGAGGAGGAGGCAGAGAGAGGGAGGGUGACAGGGUGAGAAAGGGGAGGAGGACCCCCUCCGCGCAGGGGACACCGCAUCCCGAGCCUGCCUGCCGUAAAUACAUCCGUAGGAAUGGAGAGAGAUCGAAUCACAGCCUUAAAGAGAUCGUUUGAAGUCGAGGAGAUUGAGCCACCCAACUCCACGCCACCCCGGAGGGUCCAGACACCUCUGCUCCGAUCCACGGUGGCCAGCUCCAGCCAGAAAUUCCAGGACCUGGGCGUGAAGAACUCGGAGCCUGCUUCUCGCCUGGUAGACUCCCUGAGCCAGCGCUCCCCCAAGCCAUCCCUACGGAGGGUGGAGCUGGCAGGGCCCAAGGCAUCGGAGCCUAUGUCUCGCCGCACCGAGCUCUCCAUCGACAUCUCCUCCAAGCAGGUGGAGAGCACAGGCUCAGCUGCCGGGCCCUCGAGGUUCGGGCUUAAGAGGGCUGAAGUCCUGGGCCAUAAGACACCAGAGCCAGCUCCUCGGAGGACGGAGAUCACCUUAGUCAAGCCUCAGGAGUCAGUGCACCGCAGGGUGGAGACCCCUGUCGCCAAGAUCCCCGAGGUCCCUGCUGCGCCUGUCGCUGAUGCAGCCCCCAAGAGGGUAGAGAUCCAGAUGCCCAAGCCAGCCGAGGCAGCCAACUGCCCACUCCCGCCCCAGGCCCUGGAGAACUCCGAGGCACCAAUGUCUCAGCUGCAGAGCCGGCUGGAGCCCAGGCCCCCUGUGGCUGAGGUCCCAUACCGGAACCAGGAGGGCUCCGAAGUGGCUCCCAGCGGUGUUGGCGACAUGGCUGACAGCCCUAGAGAUGCCAUGCUCAAGCAAGCACCCGUGUCACGGAAUGAGAAGGCCCCCGUGGACUUUGGCUAUGUGGGGAUCGACUCCAUCCUGGAGCAGAUGCGCAGGAAGGCCAUGAAACAGGGGUUCGAGUUCAACAUCAUGGUGGUUGGGCAGAGUGGCCUCGGGAAGUCCACCUUAAUCAACACCCUCUUCAAGUCCAAAAUCAGCCGGAAGUCGGUGCAGCCCACCUCGGAGGAACGUAUCCCCAAGACGAUCGAAAUCAAGUCCAUUACCCACGAUAUCGAGGAAAAGGGGGUCCGGAUGAAGCUGACAGUGAUCGACACCCCAGGCUUCGGAGACCACAUCAACAAUGAGAACUGCUGGCAGCCUAUUAUGAAGUUCAUCAACGACCAGUACGAGAAGUACCUGCAGGAGGAGGUCAACAUCAACAGGAAGAAACGCAUACCCGACACCCGCGUCCACUGCUGCCUCUACUUCAUCCCGGCCACCGGCCACUCGCUUAGGCCCCUGGACAUUGAAUUCAUGAAGCGCCUGAGCAAGGUGGUCAACAUUGUCCCCGUCAUCGCCAAGGCUGACACGCUCACCCUGGAGGAGAGGGUUUACUUCAAACAACGGAUUACUGCAGACCUACUGUCCAAUGGCAUUGAUGUGUACCCCCAGAAGGAGUUUGAUGAGGACUCAGAGGAUCGAAUGGUGAAUGAGAAGUUCCGGGAGAUGAUCCCGUUUGCUGUGGUGGGCAGCGACCAUGAGUAUCAAGUCAAUGGCAAGAGGAUUCUGGGAAGGAAGACGAAAUGGGGCACCAUUGAAGUUGAGAACACCACUCACUGUGAAUUUGCCUACCUGCGGGAUCUCCUCAUUAGGACACACAUGCAGAACAUCAAAGACAUCACUAGCAGCAUCCACUUUGAAGCCUACCGUGUGAAACGCCUCAACGAGGGCAACAGCGCCAUGGCCAACGGGGUUGAGGAGAAGGAGCCAGAAGCCCAGGAGAUGUAGACGCUAUCCCGCCCCUGGACCCCACCCUCAAAUCCCCCGGCCCACCCACCUACCCCGUCUUAUUUUAUAUAAUUGUCUCCAUUUGUCACCCGCCUCCUUCCCUUUCCACACUCUGUCCAGUAACAAGAGAGGGCUUAUCUUCCAAGUGUGCUCUUAUUGGCUGCAGCUGCUGGGUGGGCGGGGCUACAACCUGGGCUUGUCUCUUGUGUCCUGUUCCCUCCCCUUGCUGGGGAGGUUAGACCAGGCUCAGUCCCUCCUGAAGGGUUAGAAGAGCUGUGUGUCCAUGCCCGCUCUUGAGUUUUGAGCUGAAGCCUGUAGGGACCGAAUCCUAGGGGUUGCAGAGGAGCCCCUUAAGCCACAAGUUCCCAUGGCCACAGCCUCAAAAGCAGGCUGUACCCAGGGGAGGAUGGAGCUGGCCAGGUAGUCCUGGAUCCCCACCUGUCCCCCCACGAGCUAGCAUGGGUUAUUGGUCACAACGCCCUCAGCUGCCCGCUCCCCAAGGAAGCAAAAGACUUCCACAAGCAACGUUGCCAAUCACCUAGACAUAGUGACAACCACGCCCCUUCUCCCUCUAGCUUGUCCCAGAGCAGAAAGUGCCUUGAUCCACAAGAGCCAGGCCCCUCUUCCCAGAUGCCCCUCUGGAGGAAAUGCAGGGAAGCGCUGGAGAGAAGUCGUCUCUUCUCCCUCCUCGGCAUCUCCUUCCCCCGUGCUGUAGACUCUGCUACUGCACAGGGCUCUAACUAUGAAAACAAAGCACGAAAGACGUUCCCACCCCCACUCCCAGCUUUAGAAAGGUCCGAGCAAACUCGUGGAGCUGAGAGACAGAACUGAGGGGAAGGAAGGCAGAAACGUGCAUGGGAGCUGUUCUGCCGGCAGGUGCCUGGGGAAAGUAUCUGUCUGGUCCUGGGUUUGGCUGGAUUUGCUCUGGCUACAUUGUUGCCCAGUUGCCUCACCCCACCCCACCCCCACACAAUACUGCUCAGGCUCAAGCCUUGAUUCAGUGACUGCGCUGGGUGGGAGCCAGGAAAACCCGACCACUUGGCUGUCUCCAUGCGCCUAGACCGCUGUGUCCCAGAACGCAUCAUAACCCGCCAAGGACGUCAGAGAUGGAUAGCCAGACCACAGGGCAAAGGUUUCAUAGCAGGGCCAGACUCCCUCGUCUUCUCUCAGAGAAGUGUUAGGGACCAUCCAUGCACCGCUGACCAAAGCCAUGCCCGUUCUGCUUUCUUGUCCUGUCUCUGGGAGGAAUUUGGUGAGUGUAGACAGGUUGGACCGGCUUGGGGAAGGUGCCGCUACAGACCCUGGGCUAGCUUGCAGCCUGCAAGUGGGGUGGGAGGGAUGGGGUGCUCAUGGGUCCCUGUUUUGGGUGUCUACUCCCCCACCCAGGCGUGGGAGGCCCCUCAUCGAGCCCUGUAGCCGAACAGUACGCUUGCCAGCUUGCCAAGUUCUUUUGCCAAAAAUCAGGACUUUGAAGGAAAUCUUCAGCAUGCUGGACCCCAGGCACCUCAGCCUUCCCCAGCCCCAGUGUCCCUGGGGACUUAGCAACAGCCCAGUGUCGUCAAUCAGGAUGACACCGUGCCUCUGUAACCAGCCACGGAAAACUGUUCUUCUCACCAGGCUGUUCCACACGGCCUUUCCCUGGGGGUCUCCUCGGGGUUGGGGGUGUCUCUUUUUGUAUAAAUAACAAAGUGUCGAAAUGUAUUUCCUGAAAUAAAUGUUUCAAAUACAAA